AUGAAAUCAACAAGAACUAAUUCGCGCCAUCUUGAUCGAUAUUUUAUGGAUCGAAGGGAUAAAAUCGAUAUGAAUUGCGAUUCUACUCGAUAUGGAAUAGUAAAACGUGAACCUGAUCAUGGAAAUAUCGAUCGUUUGAAGCAUGAUCUUGUUGAACAGAAAGAAGAAUACGAACGACAAAUAAAUCAAUUGAAAAAAGCUCAUGACGAACAAAUCUGUAAAUUUUGUACCGAACUAGAAAAAUCUUCCACGUUAUUACACGAAUAUAAACUAGAACUUGAUGCCAUGCGUUCCGAACUGAAUUCCAAAGAGAAACAAUCGAAACCUCAAACAAACGGUGUGUCUUCCAAUGACAAUUCCCAAGCGAAGUCUCUUGAAUUGGCUACUGAAAAUAUCAAAUUAAAGAAAGAUUUAGCUGCAUUAACAAGCAAAUAUCAAACAUUGAAUAACGAAAUUCAAGAUGCUCGACAAUACAUACUAAAAAUGAUCGAAGGCCUAGAAUAA
Molecule: messenger RNA, 504 nt
Organism: Adineta ricciae
Lineage: Eukaryota; Metazoa; Rotifera; Eurotatoria; Adinetida; Adinetidae
Source: the annotation of a GenBank genome assembly